ACUAAUGGGUGACACUGAAAGGCAGCUCAGAUGGGCACUGAUAUGUGGCAUUGAUGUGCACUGGUAGGCACUGAUAUGUGGCAUUGAUGUGGCACUGAUGGGCACUGGCAGGUGGCACUGAUGGACACUGACAGGUGGCACUGCUGGGGCUACACAGAUCAUCAGGGUACACUGAUCAUUACAUGUCGAUUACCGGCUCUCCUCUCCUCACGAGCCGUCAGCAUGACAGCUCGUGAGGAGAGAAAUGCCGAUAACCGGCAAUUCUCUGUUUACAUGUUAUCAGCUGUGAUUGGACACAGCUGAUCACAUGACCGAGCCGACAUCUUCGGC
This is a messenger RNA of Staurois parvus, 330 nucleotides long. The record is from the annotation of a GenBank genome assembly. Lineage: Eukaryota; Metazoa; Chordata; Amphibia; Anura; Ranidae.